GGUUGGGCGACGGGCGACCAUUGCCGCAUCGUCUUCGCCGCGAUGAUGCUGUCCCGGGUGAGCGUUGCACUGGCCGCUUUAGGAUUGUCGCAAGAUGUUCUGUCGGCAGCAUCUUCAGAUAAUAAUAAAUAUUCCCUCGUGCAACCCCUCUACAAACCUCUCGACCUUGGCUCCAUCAAACCUCUAGGAUGGUUCAAAGACCAACUCCAACUAGAAGCCGACGGCCUCGGCGGAAACUUGUUCGACUUCUACCGCUUCGUGCAUGACUCUAGGUACAUCGGUGGCUCGACUGAAUACUCCGCGCUGGACGAAGCAUCGCCGUAUUGGUUCAACGGCCUUGUUCCUCUUGCAUUUGGCCUGGGCGACGAAAGGAUCCGUAGCCAAGUGCAGUAUUACCUCGACUACGUACUUGAUCACCAACAGGAGGAUGGAUGGCUAGGAUUCGAGACGACGCAAGCUUCUAGGGGACUGUGGGCACGAUGUCUUCUUUUGCUCGGCAUGAUACAGUAUGCCGAGGCGGACCCCAUGCGGACAGAGAGAAUCGUGGAUGCAAUGCAUCGGUAUACUGUGCUCGCCCAUAGCAUGCUGAAGAAUAAUUACACAGGUCUGCUUGUACAUGGGAAUGAUACGUUUGACACUGCCGGAUUCGGGGUGGGAAGGACGCAUGAGAUGCAUAUACCCAUGCAGUGGCUUCUAGAGAGAUAUCCGAGGAAUAAUUCGGAGAUUCUGUGGGAGACGAUGCAGAUGAUGAUUGAUGGAGGUGUGGUUUGGGGAGCGGACUGGCGGACGUUUUGGACCGAGGAGAAUUACCCAAAGAUAUACUACGAAACUACGCCGUAUAAUCUGAGUUGGGUUUUUAUUCACGGAGUCAACAUGGCUGAAGGGCUUCGCUAUCCGUUAUCUCUAUAUCGAAACACCAACGACUCAUCUCUCAAAUCUCAAUCUCGGCUCGCAGUCGACCUCCUCGCCAAGUACCAUCGCUCACUAGCGGGUACCAUCAUCGCAGACGAAUACAUCUCAGACCUCAAUCCCAGUCGUGGUGCUGAGCUCUGCAUCGCAGCCGAAGUCAUGUUUUCAUCGGCUUACCUCUAUCAGUACUUGGGUGGUAAUGAUGUUGCUGACUGGGCAGAGCAGACGGCGUUUAAUGCGUUUCCCGUAAGUGUGACUCCGGAUUGGUGGAGUCAUCAAUAUGUUCAACAGGAGAACCAGCCGUGGUCACGCAAUCUGUCCACGAAUGAUCUAUGGUGGGAUGUUAAUUCGUACGCUAAUGUCUUCGGCCUGGAGCCAAACUAUCCAUGCUGCACGGUCAACCACCCGCAAGCCUACCCUAAGUUCCUAGCAAACUCUUUUGUAUCAACGGAAGAUGGCGGCCUCGCACACGUCUUCCUCAUCCCCUCCAGCGCAUCAACAGGUCUCGGCCCCGACGGCUCCAACAUAGUCCUCAUCAACGCAAACACUACAUAUCCCUUUGGCCACAACAUCACAUACAGUAUUUCCGCUACUGUUUCCUUCACGUUCUACGUCCGAAUCCCGGAAUGGGCGGAGAAGGCUAGCACCAUCAACGGCCAAAUCCCAGUAUCACCCAACGAUAGUGGACUGCAAAAGGUCGACGUGCCUGCCGGCAAAUCAUCGCUCAGCGUCGAACUCGCAGCAUCCCCGAGGGUGACUCAUAGAGCUAAUAACACCGCAGCAAUAUACUAUGGACCCCUUCUCUACGCCCUAGCCAUCGAGCACGACAUCACCUCGCACGAACCAAUCAACUACCGCUCACAACAACCCCUCCCCGCAAACACCACCGAUCCACUCGGUCGCACCCAGGACUUCCAGCUCACGCCCAAGAACGGUACGAUCUGGAACAUCGCAAUCGAUCCGCAACAAAUUGAAAUUGUGAAAACCAACAAGUCGAACUCGGGGUUAGGAGAGUUGGAUAAUCCCAUCUGGGAUUUGGGCGCUCCGCCCGUGGAACUGAGGGUCAAGGCGGUGGAGAUUGACUGGCCGGUUGUAAGAGAUUCGCCGGCGGAUCCGGGGACGUUUGAGGUUACUAGGAAGGGGGAACCGUUUUGGACGAGGUUUGUGCCGUAUGGAAGUUCGAAGUUGCAUAUGGCGUUGUUGCCGGUGAUGGGUUUGGAUGAUGCAUAG
Trematosphaeria pertusa is the source of this 2139-nucleotide messenger RNA. RefSeq names its product duf1680 domain-containing protein. Bases 43 to 2139 code for a protein of 698 amino acids. Lineage: Eukaryota; Fungi; Ascomycota; Dothideomycetes; Pleosporales; Trematosphaeriaceae. The transcript has 5 exons. The record is from RefSeq and is a predicted model, not a curated record.